UGCAGGGUCUUUUAGGCUUGUUGCAGCAUGACUCCUGUACACACCCAUCUGUUCCUCCCCCAGCCUCUCUUUCUUCCAGAUUCCACUUAGCAUAUCUGUGGAGAAAGCAAGACUUGCUUUGGGGCAUAUUCAUUUUCCUCUUGCCUCUUUGCUCUUUUUGGAACAUGAAACAUUCUAUAGGCAGAGCUCUAUAAAAACCCAUGUCUCCACUCUCCCUGAUCACUUUGGUUCCAGCAUCCUGCCCAGCAAAGAACCCUUCUGCCAAAAUGAUAGUUGGAGGAUUAAGUGAUGCCAAGCCUGCCACUGCAGAAAUCCAGGAGAUUGCUGAUAAGGUUAAACCACAGCUUGAAGAAAAAACAAAUGAGACUUACGAAGAAUUUGAAGCUAUAGAGUAUAAAAGUCAAGUAGUUGCUGGAACAAAUUUCUACAUUAAGGUACACGUAGGUGGAGAUCAUUAUGUUCACUUGAAAGUAUUCGAAGGUCUUUUUAGAGAAAAUGAGGAUGUCGAACUUUCUGGUUACCAGACCAACAAAUGCAAGGAGGAUGAGCUGACCGGCUUUUAGCAGCAUGUUCCCAAAGUGUUCUGGUUCCUUCCACCAGCUACUGAGAA
This is a messenger RNA of Microcebus murinus (gray mouse lemur), 610 nucleotides long. Its product is annotated as cystatin-A-like. The record is from RefSeq and is a predicted model, not a curated record. Gene Ontology annotation, cellular component: cytosol. Gene Ontology annotation, molecular function: cysteine-type endopeptidase inhibitor activity. NCBI's taxonomy places the organism in Eukaryota, Metazoa, Chordata, Mammalia, Primates, Cheirogaleidae.